AUGGACUUCUUGCCGGGGGGUGCAAACAAGACCACUACUGUGGAGCUCAUCCGUGCGGAUGCAGAACGUACAGCUGCACUCGAGCAUGUAGCUGUUGGUGGCUCUCUAACUCACUUGGAGGAAAGCUACAGAGGAGAUCCUGAGCUGGUGCUUACUGCUGUGAAAGCAAAUGGCAGUGCCUUUCGGUACGCAUCUGACCGGCUUCGAAGUGAUCGCGACUUCUUGCUGACGGCCAUUGAGCGGAGCUGCGAUGUGCUCUGUCAUGUUGGAGAUGAGUGGAAAUGUAAUCGGGACUUCGUUUUGCAGGCUAUAGGUCGCAAUGGAACUGCCCUUUGCUACGCCUCCACUGAGCUUCGGAGUGAUCGGAAUUUCAUCUUGUCGGCUGUGGAACUCAAUGGCACCGCCUUGUGCUAUGCCGAUUUGGAGCUUCGCCGAGAUCGAAGCUUCGCCUUAGAUGCCAUCCAGCGCAGUGGCUUGGCCUUGCGUUACGUCUCGGAACAGCUCCUGCUCGAUCGAGACUUUGUGCUGCUGGCGGUGCAACUGAAUCCUGGAGCCCUGCGGUAUGCCGAGGAGGAAUUCCGAUGUGAUCCUGAGUUGGUGCUGGCUGCAGUGAAAAAAGAUGAAAUGACCUUAGGAUUUGCCACAGAGAGCCUCAGAUCAGAUGCUAGCUUCGUUCAAAGAGCUUUGCAGCAGAACAGUGCAGCACUGCCUUAUGCGGCCGAGCACUUGAAAGAGAACAGACGAUUCCUCAAGGAUGCCUUGAAAGUGCCAGGAGUUCUCAAACAUGCAGCGGAGGAAGUUCGCCGGGAUCGCGAACUUGUUCUAGUUGCAAUAGAAAGUGAUGGAGUAGCUCUAUGCUAUGCUGCGCAGUGUUUGCAAGCUGAUAUGGCCUUUGUGCUACUGGCUGCCGAAGCAAAUCCCGCAUCUUUGCAAUAUGUACAGGAGGACUUUUGGCAUCAGAAGGAUUUUGUGAUGAAGGCAAUCGAGGUGACAGGAAUGGCACUUUGGUUUGCGAGUGCGAAGCUUCGACAUAGCAAAGACUUUGUCAUUGAAGCAGUGCGGAGGAACAGUUCCGCAUUGAACUUUGUUCCAGAAGAGCUUCGCUCCGACCGAGAGGUAGUGCUCUCCGCCGUGCAAAGCAGCAGUCAGGUGUUGAAAAAGGUUGACGAGGGCUUGGCCAAAGACCGCCUCUUUAUCCUUGCAGCAGUGCAACGAAAUGGUGCAGCUCUAGCCUACGCCGAAAGCAGCUUGCAGGCAGACCGCGAGGCGGAAAGCAUGAUGCAUAUUUUGGAUGGAUUGUUUGGUGAUGGGAUGCAGCACGGUGGGACAGCGCGGCACUUCGCUAUGUUGAUGAAGCCCUUCGCAGAGACCGAGAAUUCGUGCUUGACGCAAUACAACGAAAUGCUGAGGCACAACUCGGACUUCAUGCUCAGCACUUUGAAAGCCAAUGGAGCUGCGACCGAAGUCUUUGGCGAGGCAUUGCGCUUCGCUUCUGAUGAACUGCAGAAGGAGCGAGGAGAUGAGCGACUUCGAAUGUGGCUCCAGGUUCUGAAGAGGAAUGGUAUGGCACUCCCCUUCGUCACGGAGCUACGGAAAGAUGAAGAGGUGGCCUUGGUAGCAGUGCAGAGUCGUCCUGAAGCAAUGCGCCAUGUGCAUGAGGACUGCCGCCGAAGUCGGGCCUUUAUUCUCAAGGUGGUGGGCAGGACUGGAGCUUCCUUGGCCUAUGUUCCUGAGCAGUUUCGCAAAGAUCGCGAGGUGGUGCUGGCUGCUGUACAGCAGGAUGGCGUAGCCUUAGCUUAUGCCUCGGCCCAACUGCAGAGCAGUCGCGAGGUGGCACUAGCGGCCAUUGAGCGGAAUGCAAAUGCAGCUAUUGACAUGAGCCUGUGGCAGGACCGGGAUUUCGCGCUUGCAGCCAUUGAGCGCAACAGCGAGGCGGUGCUGCGCUGCCCUGCAGGCUUUCAGGAGGACCGCGGCUUUCUGUAUGAUGCUGUACAAAGAAACGGCGAUGCCUUGCGUUUCAUGGACGAAAUCUAUCGCUAUGACCAUGCGCUGGUCCUUGCAGCGAUCCAGAAUGACGGCACUGCUCUUCGCUAUGCUGGCGAGUUCAUGCGGCAAGAUCGGCGAUUUGUGCUUGAAGCUCUUCGUCAAAAUGCAACAGCCCUUCCAUAUGUGCCAGAGGAGUUUUGGCAAGAUCGAUCGUUUCUGCUCGCUGCUGCUCGUCGAAACCCAGAAGCUCUUCUCCAGGUUGACGAGGCGCUCCGCAAAGACCGGAACUUCAUGCUGGCUGCAGUGGGCGAGCGCGGAGAAGCCCUGGCCUCCUGUGCAUCAGUUUUGCUGGAACAUCAGGACUUUCUCCUGCAAGCCAUCGAGGUCCGCCCAGAAGCCUUCGCACAUUUGCCGGAGGAGUUCAAGAAGGAUCCAGACUUUGUUCUUGCUGCUUUGAAGAGAAACGGAGCAGCUCUACGCUUCGCUGCCGAAAGGUUCCGAAAAGAUCCGGCAGUGGUUUUGGCAGCAGUACAGAGAAAGCCAGAGGCCUUGCGGCAUGCUUCGGAGGAGCUCCGCCACAAUCAUGACUUCGUGCUUUCAGCGGUAAGAUCCAAUGGAGCUGCCUUAGCCCAUGCAGGAAACGAAAUGCGAAGCGACCGCGCGAUUGUGUUGGCAGCAGUGAGAAGGGAUGGUGUGGCCUUGGCGUAUGCCUCCGAGGAGCUGCGAGGGGAUGCGGAGAUCCUCGCCGCUGCGGCCCUUUGGAUGCAGAGUCGGAGUGUGAAAUCAAGACCUAGAUGA
Molecule: messenger RNA, 2784 nt
Organism: Durusdinium trenchii
Lineage: Eukaryota; Dinophyceae; Suessiales; Symbiodiniaceae
Source: the annotation of a GenBank genome assembly